Messenger RNA from Solanum dulcamara, 1653 nucleotides. Its product is annotated as benzyl alcohol O-benzoyltransferase. The coding region runs from base 68 to 1465 and encodes 465 amino acids. The record is from RefSeq and is a predicted model, not a curated record. The transcript is spliced from 2 exons. NCBI's taxonomy places the organism in Eukaryota, Viridiplantae, Streptophyta, Magnoliopsida, Solanales, Solanaceae. Gene Ontology annotation, molecular function: acyltransferase activity, transferring groups other than amino-acyl groups.
GCUUUUGUGUUUGGGAAAUUAUGUACACAAACACUAAACCAAAAUAUUCUUCUUCUUCUUCUUCAUAAUGAAUCCAAUUAAGCAAUCAUCAUCACAAUUAGUAUUCACAGUGAGGAGGCAAAAAGCAGAGCUAAUACCUCCAGCAAAGCCAACUCCACUUGAAACUAAAUUUCUCUCAGACAUUGAUGAUCAAGAGGGUCUUCGCUUCCAAAUUCCCGUUAUUAAUUUUUACCGUAAGGAUUCGGUUUCUUCUGUGGGAGGAAAUCAUGACCCUGUAAAAGUUAUUAAAAAGGCUAUAGCUGAAACGCUUGUUUUUUACUACCCGUUUGCUGGUCGGCUCCGGGAGGGAAAUGGCCGGAAGCUGAUGGUGGAUUGUACCGGUGAGGGAGUUAUGUUCGUGGAGGCGGAUGCUGAUGUUACGCUUGAAGAAUUUGGAGAUGAACUUCAGCCUCCAUUUCCGUGUUUGGAAGAGCUUCUUUAUGAUGUUCCUGGCUCUGCUGGAGUUCUUAAUUGUCCUCUGCUUCUUAUUCAGGUAACUCGUCUCAAGUGUGGUGGUUUCAUUUUCGCACUGCGAUUGAACCACACGAUGAGUGAUGCAGCCGGUCUUGUCCAAUUCAUGACUGCUGUGGGCGAAAUGGCACGCGGGGCAUCUGUUCCGUCUACACUCCCAGUCUGGUGCAGAGAAUUGCUAAACGCACGAAAUCCACCUCGAGUGACUUGCACACAUCACGAGUACGAUGAAGUUCCUGAUACAAAGGGUACAAUUAUCCCAUUAGAUGACAUGGUUCAUAAAUCUUUCUUUUUUGGCCCUUCGGAGGUCUCAGCGCUUCGUCGAUUCAUCCCUCCUCAUUUGCGCAAAUGUUCCACUUUUGAACUGCUCACAUCAGUCCUCUGGCGCUGUCGAACCAUUUCUCUUAAACCCGAUCCUGAAGAGGAAGUCCGCGUUCUUUGCAUUGUCAAUGCACGUUCCAAGUUCAAUCCACCCUUGCCUAAUGGCUUCUACGGCAACGCCUUUGCGUUCCCGGUAGCAGUCACGACCGCGGCUAAAUUGUGCAAAAAUCCAUUAGGAUACGCACUGGAGCUAGUGAAGAAGGCCAAGUCAGACGUGACCGAAGAAUACAUGAAAUCGGUAGCGGAUUUGAUGGUGAUGAAAGGGAGGCCCCAUUUCACUGUGGUUCGGACUUAUCUCGUGUCGGACGUGACUCGAGCUGGAUUCGGAGAAGUGGAUUUUGGAUGCGGGAAAGCAGUGUAUGGUGGACCGGCUAAAGGAGGAGUAGGGGCAAUUCCUGGUGUGGCUAGUUUUUACAUACCAUUUAAAAACAAGAAUGGUGAAAAUGGAAUUGUGGUCCCUAUAUGUUUGCCUGCCUUUGCAAUGGAAAUAUUCGUUAAGGAACUCGAUGGCAUGUUGACAGGUGAUGAUCCAUUAAGCAACACAAACUAUGCCAUUAUCAAACCUGCACUUUGAGAGGUUAAUCGUGUGCAAUGAUUUUUACUACUACAUCCAAAAUGUCUUGGCAAAUUAAAGGCCGUAGAGUUUCUUUUAUAUGCCAAAUCUUACAUGCAGCUUUGGUAUAGUUUCUUCUAUACAUAUGUCUCAAUUUAUGUGAACCGGUUCAGAGUAUGAGAGUGGAAAAUAUUAUUUUUGAUUACUAA